AUUAGGAGAGUGGAACGUGAAAAAAGGGUGCGUUCCUAUAUAACAUAUACUCAGGUACCCUAUAUACCUGUUAGAUUUUUUUUUAAGUAAAAAGAAGUGAUUUAUUGUGCUACAAGACGAGUUAAAAUUCUAUUCGCAUAUUGCAAUUAAUCGAAUUAUUUUACUAUGAUCCAACAUCAUAGAUUCUCUAAAUGCAAUACAGUACAAUAAAAUACAAUAUCUUGUGAAAACGUGCGUCGAUGAAGGAAAAUAUGUGUUGUUUAUUUUCAAUUUUAUUCACACGGACUUGUGAAAGAUAAAAUUGUUUAACUAUAUACAUAUAUAUCAAGGGACAAAAAAUUUGUGUAAUAAUUAUUUUUAUUGAAACUAUUUGUGUCUUUUGGAUGAAAAUUUAUUGUUGAUGUAAAAAAAUAAUGACAGAUGUAUUGCUUGGAUUAGUUUCUAACGGAUUUUACAACUCUGAAACUAGUAUUAAUAAAGAUGUGUUCAAAACCAACAGUAAAUGCAUCUAUUCUGAAAUGAGGCAUUCAAAAAGUGAGGAUCUUUUUAAUCCAAUGUCCAGGCCACCAACACCUGUGACUGCUGUUUCUGAGGAACUUAUUGCUUGUACACCUUGCACAUUAUUAACAGAAACAACUGGAUCAAAUAAAAUCGAUCCCGUUGAUUCAAUUCGUGAUAUUGUGUCUGAAAAUGAUCUUUACAGAUUUGUACUAUUUAAACGGCAUUAUGAUAAAUAUGUAGCAUUGUCAACAAAAUAUGAAGAGGAAAAAGGAAUGGUUUAUUAUUUAGAAGAGCGUUACAUAGAAUUGAAGGCUGAGCGUGAUAAAUUGGAACAAACAAGUUGGAUGUUGGAGAAAAAAUUGGAAGGAUGUGAAUUAGAGCUUCGUGAAAAGGAAGAGGAACUUUUUCUUCAAUUGGAAAGGAGUUUACGUCUUGAGGAUGAGAUUGAAAGAGUUAAAAUAGAUCGAGACACUUGUAAAUCAGAAUAUGAUCAAUUGGAACGUGAUCAAGCUGGUGUAUUGAGACAACUUCAGUUACACACUGCUCAGAAUGAAAUUACAAGACGAUCAUUGGAACGUGCAAGACAGGAAGUGAUUAAACAGGCAACAAUUAUUCGCGAAGAACGUGAUGCAUUGGAACAAGAGAAUGAGGUACUAAAGGAAAAAUUGAGAUUGGAACAAAAUGAACUUGGUGCUGAACGUCUUAGGCGAGAAGAAGGAAUUGCUGCUCUAACUCAGGAAGCUGUGACAUUACGUCAUACAGCAAGGCAUAUGAGAGCUGCGGCUUUGCAUGCAACGGCUUGUCGAAGUCGAAGAAGGUGUUCUGUUUGCAUUUACGCUAAACGUACAUUUGCCGAAGUUGAUGACUUUCGAAAUGAUGGGAAACUGUUUAAAUGUCUUCAAGCACCAUUUCAAGAUUUACGAAGUUGGUUAUUACCAAGUGUACAAGCAGUUUUACCUCCAUUGAGAACAAGUUCCGCAUUAGAUUGUGAAAUAGGUUAUAUCGAUGAAUCUAGCAGUAGUUCAGAAGAUGAAUACUCCAGUGCACCAGUUGCUGAAGUAUCCUUAUCUUCUGGAAAUUCUAAUGCGCCACCAACAUGUAGGGCUUUUUCCUCAGAUUCAGGAUUCUCAUCGGAAAUUGGAGAUCGAAGAUCACGUUCCUAUGAAUGUGGUAGUAGCCAUAAAAGUGAAUCAUGCAACAGUGAAAAUACACAACGACAACCAGGCCUUCAACGCUCAAAAUGGACAUCGUCGAUUCGUAAACUUCUUAAUCGUAAAUCGAAAACUAAAACUACUGUAAGUCAAUCAUAAUAUGAUUUCUUUAAAAUUUUGCAAAAUCAUUGCUUCCAUUCAACUAAUUUUAAUUAUUUCAUUUGGUCUAAUUUUUUGAGAAGAAAAACAUUUUUUUGGAGUAUUUAAGAAAAAUUUAUUUUUUAUAAAUUUACAUAUUAAUUUUCAGUCUUCGUUAUGUGUAAUAUUUAUUUAAAGUAGAAAAAAUGUUAAAUCGUAGAAAUUAUAAGUUACGUUUGCACCUGUUUCGGAAUCUAUAUAUAUAGUACAGUAGUGUUUAAUUAUACCCUAUGAAAAAAAGAGGUUUAUUUACAUCUUCCAUCAUUGUCUUAUGCACGCGUUUCCAUGGAAACAAUACGUAAGACAAGAACAAAAUAAUAUAAAGGGCAUAAUUAAUCACUAUUUUACUUUUUGUAGAAAAUUUCAAAAAGCACAUUUAUUUUAUAGUCAUUUUCAGUAUUUGAUUACUUAAUUUAAAGAAUUUUAAAACUAAUACAGUAGAACGCAUUUCUUUUCUCGCUCCCCUCCACUAAACAUUAAGGUUCUCUCACAUUAUAAAAUGGAGGGAGUAGAAGAUCCGAAAUGUGAAAAACUAGUGUCAAAGAGAUGAAAAGUAUUUUUUUUUAUCAAAUUCACACUAGUUGUCUAUUUAUAAAGUGACGUUUCCCCCUCCAUGUGAUUGACUAAUUAUACAAUACUCGUGACAUUUAAUUGAUAAUUAUCUUUUAGCUCAGUUGUAAAGUAAGGUGCAACGAUAUCGAAAACAAGUGCGUGAAAUUUCAUCGUUGUACCUUACUGUAACAUACGUUAUAUUUAAUUUAUUUAUUAUCUUCGUUACAUUUUGUUAAUUUUAAUUAUAUGGAAUUGCAGAGAGAGAACAUAGAUAGAUAAAAAAAAAUAACUUGUAAGUAUUUUAACUUUAUAUGAAGAUGUCCAUUUUUUAUAAUUUUAAGUUUUAGGUUAUUACAAUCGGUUCACAGCCAUUGUGAACACAGCCUUAUGUUCUAAUCACAUUAUAAUUAUUUUUCCUAAACGAUUUUGCGCAAAUUAUUAUUUAUGACUUAUGUCAUUGUAUAUUUUCUGCUUAAGACUGUUUAAAAUGAUAGUGUGUACAUAGAAAAUUACGUUUGUACUUAUAUAAAUUUAUAUAUACAUAUAUAAUAGGUAAAAUGUGUUCUAAAUAUGUAUUUAGAAUAAUUAUGUUUUCAUCUAUAUUAUUUUUAUGAUGUACAGGAUUAGUUUUCAUACAAAAAAAAGGGCAUUCCAUCGUUUUAUUAACGAAUUUUUUAAAUUGAUAGGUUUUUAAAUAAGUUAUAAUUAACAAAAUUUUAAACGAUGGUGAGUUUUUGUAAAAUAAAAGUUUAUGUACAAUUUUUUUUUUAAAGGUGAUCACAGCGAAUUAUCUAGAAAUUAUAAUACGAAUGUUAAAAAAUUAGUUUGAGAUUAAAAUGGCUGAAUUGUUGGUAGCUGUUUAGACUAAUAAAAAAUAAAACUACAUUUAAGCUUCAAUAGAAUUUAGUUCAGAUAUACAAAAGUUUAUUUUCUGAAAAACGAUAUUUACCCAUUGUAUAAGUCUAACAUAUUUCCUUGCAACUGCGACAGUGUUAACAAUUUUUACAUUUUAUCAAUGAUUUUGUAUACAUAUUCAACAAAAUAUAAUUUAUAGAUAAGAAA
Molecule: messenger RNA, 3464 nt
Organism: Leptopilina boulardi
Lineage: Eukaryota; Metazoa; Arthropoda; Insecta; Hymenoptera; Figitidae
Product: paramyosin-like
Exons: 6
Coding region: 414-1811 (465 amino acids)
Source: RefSeq, a predicted model, not a curated record